Oryzias latipes (Japanese medaka) is the source of this 3587-nucleotide messenger RNA. It is a transcript of the gene ankrd40, whose product is annotated as ankyrin repeat domain 40. The record is from RefSeq and is a predicted model, not a curated record. Gene Ontology annotation, molecular function: protein binding. NCBI's taxonomy places the organism in Eukaryota, Metazoa, Chordata, Actinopteri, Beloniformes, Adrianichthyidae.
CCAUGGGAACGAACAUUUGUGCGCAGUUGUCACAUCUUAACGUUCCCCCCCUAGUGAGACGGUGGCGUUUUACACCGGCAGACCUCUGACUGUCACCACAGUUUUAGGACUGAACGAGUGUUCAGGGUGACGACAGCGCUUCUGUGGCGUCAACCAGCAGCAUACAUAAAUACAAAGGAGAAAAGUAGCUGUUUCCCCGUUAAAUGGCGGCCACGACGAAGUUACGUUAGCUGAAGCUACAAGCUAACACCUCCUCAAGCUAGCCAGUAGGUAAGGUUAGCCGGGGUAGCUACAGUUAGCUGGAGAGUCUGUUCAGCCCGAGCUGUGUGCAAUCACUUGUUAAAUCGGUCGUGGAUUGUGUUUUGACAAUUGAUGUAAAUAGCACGGCGGUUUUGCACCAUAUGAUCUAACAUCGCUAGUGUUUUGUGGCAAAAUGUCCACGACUUCGUUGGAUAAAGAAUUACAAGAGAGGCUGAGAGAAGCAUCUGCUAUCGGGGAUCUGGACGAAGUGCGCUCGUUAGUGGAGAGUGGAGUAAACGUCAAUUCCCAAAACGAAAUCAAUGGAUGGACAUGCCUGCACUGGGCUUGCAAGAGGAACCAUAAGCAUGUAGUGACCUAUUUACUAAGUUGUGGGGCAGACAAAGAAGUCCUCACGGCUAAAGAUGAGCUGGCGUCUCAACUAACAUCCAAACCAGAGAUCAAGCGACUGUUAGGCGUUGAGGGGGAAGACGUGCCUGAACUCAAGGAGCCGGAGUUAGCAAUCAUCCCUAAUUACCUGUCCAAUCCACCCUUCAUGUAUUCCAAGAUGGACAGCAAGUCUGAGCUCAUCCUCGGACAGCACAACGUUCAGAACGGCUCUGCUGAAGACGCACAGAGCGACUCCGCCUCUCCUCCUCCAGCAGACGGGAUCCAGACGUCUCACAGUCUGCUCUCUGAAAGCUCCUCUCCAGCAAAACCCACCGUCAACCACAGUCAAGCUAGUGAAUUCAUUCCAGUGCACGAGCAAAAUGGCGCGUCACCCACUGCGUCCUCGCCUCACAGCCACACGGUGGUUAACUGCACCGUGCCCAUGGACCUGUCCGUUGAGCCUCACCUGGUUAAUCACGCCGACUACUCCAGCGCCGUCGCCCACAACGGAACCAUGUGUUCCUCUCCACUGGCCUCGCCGUGCCCCAAUUUGGCAGGCAGCGGCGGCAGCAGUCAGGUUCAAGCCCAGGUGGCCAGCUCUAACCAGAACCUGAACCGACAACCGUCUGUCCCACAGCAGCUGAGCUACAACCAGGCCAGCGGGCCCAUGCCAGCCUUCCAGCCGUUCUUCUUCACCAGCACCUUCCCUGUUAACGUACAAGAGUUGGUACUGAAAGUUCGGAUCCAGAACCCCAGCGCCAGAGAGAACGACUUCAUUGAGGUGGAGCUGGACCGACAGGAGCUCACGUACCGCUCCCUUCUCAGAGUCUGCUGUCGGGAGUUAGACAUCAGUCCGGAGCACGUGGAGAAGAUCCGCAAGCUCCCCAACACCAUGCUGAGAAAGGACAAAGAUGUGGCUCGGCUGCAGGACUUUCAGGAGCUGGAAAUCGUGCUGGAAAAAGGCGAGAGUUUGUCCCUCUUUUCUUCUGGUGGGAGUCUGACAGACAGACCCUGCUACAACAUGAAGGCCUCCCGGCUCACCUACUAAAGCUGCAACCCCCCCUUUCCUGAGGUCUUCUGAUGGGCUUCUGUAGCCACCCAUAAGCAACCUGAACCUGCUGCCUGCGUCCGUCCCUGAUUCUGAACCGAUCGGCAUCUGUUUGUCCACUGUAGCUGUUGCCCUCUUCCUGUCCUCCACCGGCCCUCCUGCUGCUCUCAUGUAUCCAACCAGCUCCAAGCGACUACUGAUGCAUGGCGCCCUCCAUUAUGUGUGAAAGCAUAUGCCCUCCGUUCUCUUUAUCACUCUCUUCCCACUGCACUUUGUGCCAAGGAUCUAGUGGGUCAAUUGGGGUGUGUGUGUAUGUGGGGGGGGGGGGGGGGGGUUGGCUUGUCUUCCUUGUAGGCUGGACUCAAUUAGGACUUUUGCAAUCGCCUUAUACAGACUUUUUGAAGAUGUAGAAGCAGAGGAUGAUGGGAAGGAUUGGCAGUAGCAGCUGCAGUUCCAACGACACUUUUCUAUGUGCUCUUGGCAGAAACCUUUAGUGUCUUGCAGAGAGUUCUGCUCUUAAGGUGAAAUUUGUCUCUCAUUUGAGCUUUUGGGAUCUUUUACUGGCUGAUCACAUCACUCCUACACAGAUGGGCACGAUAAAGAACAAAUACAGACCCUCAGUCUGCAGUGUGUUAUGUUAAAUCAGUUGUAAAGUAUUUACUCAUAAAUUUAGAGUUUAUUCAUAUUAAUGAUUGAGAGGCGAUCAGAUGACAGCAGAGGUUCUGUGUGAAACAUGCUGAAACUUUAGUUGCCGUUCAUUCAUUUAUUUAGAAUGGAAACCAAAACGGAGUUUAGUAAAGCUUUUACACCCCCCCCACGCCCGAAAAAAAGAAUAUAACUCUAAAAAGAUUUUUUUUCUGUUCGUCCAACGUUUGAAGACAUUCCGGUCUUUUCUUUGAAUUCCCAAAGCUGUUUCAUGGACCUUAGCCUUGUUGGAAUUCAGAAGAUGGGAUGCUGGGGAUUUGACACUAACGGUCAGCGACGGCGUGGUGAAGGUGGACCGCCACAGCCAGGUGAAAGCAUGAAGCGGGGGCUCCCUCCCCUCAGAGAUGUUGCACAUGCCCUACAAUCAGCAUCUAACAAGUGUUUACUUCUUGUUUGAUUUUUUUUCAUCAUUUUGAGUAUUUUUAACAUGUUAGGUUUAUUAUUUUGAACGUCUUUAUAGUGCAGGGGCUCAGCGGCGAUUCUGAAAGUUUGGAGGUCUUAUCAUUGAAGUGCAAUGCGAUGGAAGUGUUCCAGCAGAUCAGGACCACAGAGUGCUUAUUUUCCUCCUUUCCAACCACAUGAAACACUUGCUGGAAGCUGUGCUGCGUUUGUUGGGGAGGAAUUCCCUCAAGAAAGUUGGACGAUGUGGAGUCAAAGAAAUCAAACAGUUUCGUGCCCGGCGGGCGACAACAGCUGCAUGUUUGUAAUUUGUUAGCUUUUUUUGGGGUGGUGGGGAUCUUUGUGUUUCUGUAAAGAGAUUUGUGGGUUGCUAGUUAUUGCAGAAAUUGCAUCAUGGAGUUGAAAUUAACCUAUGCAUUCAGAGUUUGAUAUUUUUAUAUGAAGCAGGUUCUGUAUACUGUAGAAGAAAAAAAAACACUUGAAGUUGUUUUAUGUUGUUUGAUAAAGUACAAUACAUUAACUUUUGUUUUCUUUUUCUUUAGUUGUAUGAUCAAAACAUCCUAACGUCUACCAAUGUUAAUCAAUUACACCAUAAUAAAUAUCUAAACAGUCUAUAAAGGGAAGUGACGUCAUAUUUUCUGGAUCUCUCCAAUGGACUAAAUUGAGUUUCAUGGUUCAGCCACAAGAGGGAGCCCACGAGCACAAGUCUACUGCAGUCAUUUGAGGCAUCAAUAAAAGACCAGAUGGAAUUGAGCUUUUGUAAUCUAUCAUCGUUGACUCAAAAAUAAAAGUUCUUCAUUUAAACUUA